AAAGUUAGUCUCUUAUAUAAUAUCUUUCUUGUAUACAUUUCUAGAAUAGAUUCUAUAUAUCCACCGCCCCAAAUAAAGACUUUCUUCUAUUCUUUCUCCAUCAUCUUCCCUGUUCUUUUGUAUGGGUUUCUUUUCUGUGUGAGCAGAGUGAUCAAAACAAAAGGAGCAGAUCCAAGGUGGGUUGGUUAAUCUGUCAACUCCAUCAAUCAAUCCAUCAAUCAAAUCAACCAGUCUGCCUGCAGUUGUAGAACUUGUUGUAAUAGGGAAUCCGAGCUCAAAAAAUCCAAUAAUAAUUUAUUUUUCUUAGAGAGAGUAAAAAGAGCCAAAAGGAAUCAUUCUUAAAUCCUCUAAACCAUGUCAUCAAACGCGUCUAAUGUUGUUAUGUCAUCCAAUUCUUCUUCCUCUUCCUCUUCAUCUACUUUGUCAUUGGACCACCACCAUCACCUCCCUCCCUCCGAGCAGCUCUGCUAUGUUCAUUGCAACUUAUGCGACACCGUUCUCGUGGUAAGUGUUCCGAGUUCAAGUUUGUUCAAGACGGUGACGGUUCGAUGCGGCCAUUGUGCGAAUCUGUUGCCAGUAAGCAUGAGGCAAGGCUUGCUUUUGCCUUCUCCAAAUCAGCUUCAUCAUCACUUACUUGGCCAUACUUUUUUCUCUCCUUCAUCCCAGAAUUUCCUGGAUCAAAUUUCAAGUCCACCUCCAAACUUUCUGAUUAAUCAGGUUACUGCACCAAAUGAUCGUCAACAUCAUCACCAUCAGUUUGCCCUACCUCCUCAUCAAACGGGAUUCAAUGAUCUCCCUAAGCCACCAUCUGCCAUCAACAGAACCACGGAGAAGAGACAGAGAAUCCCGUCUGCUUACAACCGAUUCAUCAAGGAGGAGAUCCAACGCAUCAAAGCUCAAAAUCCUGACAUUAGCCAUAGGGAGGCUUUCAGCGCAGCUGCCAAAAAUUGGGCUCACUUUCCUCACAUUCAAUUUGGUCUCAUGCCUGAUCAGACUGCUAGGAAAAGUACUAAUGUGCGCCAACAGGAGACUCAUGAAGAUCAUGUUCUAAUGAAGGAUGGGUUUUUCGCAACGGCUAAUAUUGGGGUUUCCCCAUACUAAGAAUAAUGAAAGCCAGCACGCACUUUGGUCUUUGGCUAUGUUUCUUAAGGCCGAUGAUCUUUUGUGUGGAAAUUACGAGCUAGAAAAACUUUGGUAUUGAUCUCAAUGGUGAAACAAUGUUUGAGGUCAAGAUAACUUCUCUUGUCUAACCCUUCUUUUAAUUUUUAGCUCCUUUUGUUAGCUUAUGACUCGUUGGUAACUUUGCCAAUAUUUGUAAGCUAGACUGCUAUAAUAGUACGUACGUUCUACUUAAUUUGUUGGCACUUUCAAAUGUUUUGCUGAAGGCUGCAUAAUGAGUCCUGUUCUGGUUUUUUUCCCCCCUCUAAUAUUAAGCAUAUGCUAUAGAUGUAUACCAUGAGGCCAAAAUUCGACACAUA
Messenger RNA from Oldenlandia corymbosa var. corymbosa, 1478 nucleotides. The record is from the annotation of a GenBank genome assembly. NCBI's taxonomy places the organism in Eukaryota, Viridiplantae, Streptophyta, Magnoliopsida, Gentianales, Rubiaceae.